GCCCAGAAGACCUGAGAGCCGGGACGUCGCUUCAGAACCUGUCUGUGAGUGUUUGGAUGGCAGAAAUAUAUUUAUCUAAAGAGAAUAUCCAGUCAAGAAGAGGAAUCGUCUUCGUUGUUGGGAAAAUGUUUGUCGUCUUGAUUUGUAUCUUAACUCUGCAGAAAGUCCAUACUACCUGUGUGCAGACGUACAGCGAGGAGUUGGGCGUCAGCGCUCAGGCCUGGCUCGAUAAAUGUAUUCUGGAACACGGACCCCCCAGCACCCGCAUGUUUAAUGGAUAUGAAUUAGGUGAGAAUCUGUACUUUUCAUCCUCUGCGGCCCCGUGGUCGAGCGUUAUCAGUGCCUGGCAGCACGAGAAGUGGCACUAUGCUUAUCCCAACGGAUCUGCGAUAGGACUGCCGAUCGGUCACUACACUCAGGUGGUGUGGAACAGCUCCUACAGAGUCGGCUGUGGACUCACGCUUUGCCCCAACAGCACCUACUUCUACGGCUGCCAUUAUUUUCGAGCUGGGAACUUCAGGAGGUGGCCACCUUACAAAGUUGGAAACCCGUGUGCUUCUUGUCCCAACAACUGCGUGGACAAACUCUGCACCAAUCCCUGUCCUUACAUCAAUGACGUCAUCAACUGUCCUGCCUUGAUAAAUGAGUUUGGCUGCAACAGCUCGCUGGUGUCUGGAUGGUGUCCUGCUUCCUGCAAAUGCACCACAGAGAUUAUCCCCAUUUAUUAAACUCACAGGUUUCAGAGCUCUUAAUCUGAAACCCAUGCAUGAUUCUUAAUCAUCUAUAAGGAACAUUAAACGCAUUGAAUAAAAGCAAAAUCACUUUUCUUUUUUUA
Austrofundulus limnaeus is the source of this 835-nucleotide messenger RNA. Its product is annotated as cysteine-rich venom protein. Gene Ontology annotation, cellular component: extracellular region. The record is from RefSeq and is a predicted model, not a curated record. Lineage: Eukaryota; Metazoa; Chordata; Actinopteri; Cyprinodontiformes; Rivulidae.